Podarcis muralis (Common wall lizard) is the source of this 3225-nucleotide messenger RNA. It is a transcript of the gene KCNK2, whose product is annotated as potassium two pore domain channel subfamily K member 2. Gene Ontology annotation, cellular component: plasma membrane. Gene Ontology annotation, biological process: stabilization of membrane potential; potassium ion transmembrane transport. Gene Ontology annotation, molecular function: potassium ion leak channel activity; outward rectifier potassium channel activity. The record is from RefSeq and is a predicted model, not a curated record. NCBI's taxonomy places the organism in Eukaryota, Metazoa, Chordata, Lepidosauria, Squamata, Lacertidae.
UUUUUGUAUGCCUCCCUGCGUGUGCGUGCGCGCGUGUGCCUGCCCGCCCGCCUGCCUCUCCCCCCCUUCUCCCUCUCUUUCUAUCUCUGUGGUGCCUCUUCCGACCCACGCGCUGCUCCUCUCUCUUUCUUUUCUCUCCCCCCCUUCCCCUCCUCUUUCCUCUCCCACCCCGACCCCCUCGCCACCUCUCUCAGCUCUCAAACUCUGCCUCCCCGAGCCCUGAAAAAAUGCCUGGCCGUGAAGCGAGGAGAGGGCACCGGGUCUGUAAAUAAGAAUGGCGGCACCUGACUUGCUGGAUCCCAAAUCUGCCACUCAGAACUCAAAGCCCAGGCUUUCAUUUUCUACCAAACCCACUGUGCUUGCCUCACGGGAGGAGAGUGAUACAACUAUUAAUGUUAUGAAAUGGAAGACGGUCUCAACCAUUUUUCUGGUGGUGGUUCUGUAUUUAAUUAUUGGAGCUACUGUUUUCAAAGCCCUGGAGCAGCCACAUGAAAGUAACCAGAGAACAACCAUUGUGCUCCAGAAGCAGGAGUUCGUAUCACACCACAACUGUGUGAAUGACACAGUACUUGAAGAACUGAUUCAGCAAGUAGUGGCAGCAAUAAAUGCAGGAGUCAAUCCUAAAGGAAACACGUCUAACAGUCAUUGGGAUUUGGGAAGUUCCUUCUUCUUUGCUGGCACUGUUAUUACCACCAUAGCUCAAGUUGUUUGUAAUUUAGGAUUUGGGAACAGCUCGCCACGUACAAAAGGUGGAAAGAUUUUCUGCAUCAUUUAUGCCUUACUGGGAAUUCCUCUCUUUGGUUUUCUGUUGGCUGGAGUUGGAGAUCAACUUGGGACCAUAUUUGGGAAAGGAAUCGCCAAAGUAGAAGACACGUUUGUUAAAUGGAAUGUGAGUCAGACAAAGAUUCGCAUCAUAUCGACAAUAAUAUUCAUACUGUUUGGUUGUGUGCUGUUUGUUGCUCUCCCUGCAGUCAUAUUCAAGCACAUAGAAGACUGGGACACACUAGAUGCAAUAUAUUUUGUAGUUAUCACCCUAUCAACGAUUGGGUUUGGUGACUACGUUGCAGGGGGGUCAGAUAUUGAAUAUUCUGAUGUCUACAAGCCAAUGGUGUGGUUCUGGAUCCUUGUAGGCCUUGCAUAUUUUGCUGCUGUCCUGAGCAUGAUCGGUGAUUGGCUACGAGUUAUAUCCAAAAAGACCAAGGAAGAGGUGGGAGAGUUCAGAGCUCAUGCAGCUGAAUGGACAGCCAAUGUCACGGCAGAGUUCAAAGAAACACGUAGACGCCUGAGUGUGGAGAUUUACGACAAGUUCCAGCGGGCUACCUCCAUCAAAAGGAAGCUCUCUGCAGAAAUGGCAGUGAACCACAGCCAAGACCUGACUCCUUGCAAGAGAACCUUGUCUGUCAACCACCUCACCAGCGAGAAAGACCUCUUGCCUGCCAUCACAAAGACGGACAGCAUUUAUAUGAAUGGCUUGACUCCUCACUGUGCAGCAGAAGAGAUUGCUGUCAUUGAAAACAUUAAGUAGCACUGACUUUGAAUCCUGAUCUUUUAAUAAGAAGAAGCCUACGGUUUAGACUUUACCUUGUAGUUCCUGAUAUUUUUCCCCCUUGUCCAUAACUGAUGCUAAUAGCAUUAUUUUUAUCAUGUGCAUGAAUUCCAACAGAAAUCCACCCACAAUAAGGAUUCAGAGUCACCAUCGUAUCUCUUGAAAGACACAAAAUGAAUGGCACUUCUGUCAUUGACAAAUGCUGGAACAAGCAAUGUUUGAUGCCUUUUUUGUGCCCAGACUGUUUCUUCAUCUCUCCUAAUGUGCCAUAAGGCGUUAAGAAUGAAUACUGCUGGUUUAGGUUAACAAUGUAGCUUUGAGGGAUCAGUCCUUAAACUUUUCAGGGUCUACCUUACCAAGCCUAGGAACGGACCAUGUACGGACUACAAUCUAUAUGUAAAUGGCAAGAAAAUCUUAUGCAGCCUUUUACCUAAGAAAUUUUUGUCAGUGCCUUAUCUUUUAAAGAAACAGAACCUCUAUAACUCUCAUAAUGGUUUUUUGUUUGUUCGUUUGUUGGUUGGUUCUUGCAUGAGUAACAUUAUCUCAUUUUGAUAUUUCAUCUAGACCAUAACAAUCAUGUUUUAAGGGUGUCUAAAGCUGAGGAUACCAGCAUUAAGAAACUGAUGCCAAAUCCAAAAACAUCAAAGCACCACCGCUUCUAAGUCUAGCUUUAAAGGCACUGCAAUUAGCAGGGUUGCAAAAGGUGUCUCCCUGCAAGUAGGUUUCUUUUCUUUUUUUAUUACUCAGGUGCAGAGUAUGUACACUCAACAGACCUGUAGAAUUCAUGGAUCCAUUUCAGGUCUCGUUACUUAAGCCGUAGUUGGCAGUUCAGUCCCAUGCAUCAUAUACCAAAAAUCUUCAGUUUUGUAUUGUUAACCGAUUUGAUAGGUAAGAUUAACUUGGUGCAAUCAAAAGACUCAUUUUACACAGAAUCAACAUUGAAACAAUCCUGAAUUAUCAGCAUUUCUAUUAAACACCAUGCUGCUGGCAGAUAAGGAUUUGAAAUUUUCAUUGUUUUAGCCACGUCAUGCCAUACGCUAUUUUAGCACAGGGAUCCUGCCUGCUGAUUGCUUUCCUGAAUGUUACAUCGUACGCUUUUGCCCAUUCUGGAGCUGGGAUUAAAAGUGGGAAUGCAGCUGAAACUGGCAUCACUGUGACUUUCUACAUCGAGAAUAUAGACGGUAUCUGAACACAAAUGCAGGCGUGAAAAACAGUUGACCAAUAGCACAAUCUGAAUAUAAUUGAAUAUUUGGGUAGAAUAGGCUGAUACACAGAUCUGAAACCAAUCCUUGGGAUUUCUUUAAUUGUUUUAAAGAGGGGAAAAAAACAUUAAUUUUAUAGCCUCUUGUGUCUUUUGUUUCUAAGUGUGUGCAAGAUUCAGAAGGAAUGCAGGAUUUUUAAAUAACGGAAUGGAUUGUCUUUUAUUUUCCUUCACCGUUUUAUUCUAUUUCAUCCUGGCUGUAUAUAAAACAAAUAUAAUACCCCUUAAGAGAUUAAUAGGCAGCCUGAUCCUCAGAGCAUAACUAUGAUGCAAACUUCGUUGAAAUCAGAGGCUUGCAUCUGUAGAGCUGUUUGAGGCCUGCAUCCUUGGCUCUGAUUAUCUAAAGCCAAAUGGGACUUCAAUUGGACACAAUUCAAGUAACAAAUCCAUUCUGUCCUAUUAUUGAAUAGCAUUAUGA